UUGGCAGUGACGCCUCAGCGUGAUUUGUACGUGAACCGAGCGCUCCGGGUUUCCUGGCGGAGAAGAUGGCGGCUCCAGGACCGGGGGAGUAUUUUAGUGUCGGGAGUCAAGUCUCCUGCCUCACCUGCUUGGGACAGCAACUUCAAGGAGAGGUCGUUGCAUUUGACUACCAGUCCAAGAUGUUGACUUUGAAAUGCGCCCCCUCCAGUGGCAAAGCGAACCUGAGUGACGUGGUCCUGGUCAACCUAGCUUAUGUUUCUGAGGUCGACAUCAUCGACGACCGCGCGGAGACCCCUCCUCCACUAGCUUCCCUCAACGUCGGCAAGCUUGCCAACAGAGCGCGCUCGGAAAAGGAGGACAAGCUCUCCCAGGCGUACGCCAUCAGUGCCGGCGUGUCCGCGGAGGGCCAGCAGCUGUUCCAGACCAUACACAAAACCAUCAAAGACUGCAAAUGGCAGGAGAAGAGCAUCUUGGUGAUGGACGACGUGGUCAUCACCCCUCCGUACCAGGCGGACAACUGCAAGGGCAAGGAGGGCAGCGCGUUAAGUCACGUACGCAAAAUAGUGGAGAAACACUUUCGAGACGUGGAGAGUCAGAAGCUGGUGCCACGGCAACCAGCACAGCAAACACAGAAGGACUCGUCUGCUUUAUCAUCAUGAGCUUCAAGAUCACACCUGGGGGGUUCGAGGGGGGGGGGGUUCUGCUGCAGGGG
Messenger RNA from Osmerus eperlanus (European smelt), 712 nucleotides. Its product is annotated as protein LSM12 homolog A-like. Gene Ontology annotation, molecular function: RNA binding. Lineage: Eukaryota; Metazoa; Chordata; Actinopteri; Osmeriformes; Osmeridae. The coding region runs from base 66 to 659 and encodes 197 amino acids. The transcript is spliced from 5 exons. The record is from RefSeq and is a predicted model, not a curated record.